AUGUUAGAGCUAAAGACUACUCGUCGUAGAACGCCAAGAAUGGCUCGUAUGGUAGCGCUCUUUGCGCUAGCCGCGUGUUUAACCUUCCUUGGACAGUCAUACCUGGUGCAGGCACGCGUAAUCGUCAGGCGACAGGCCGUGGAGGAUGCCACGGAGGUUUUACCAACGGCAACAGUGGAUCCGGUGGAUGAUCUGACAACCAUCAUCCCGAGUGCGGAUGAGAAUGCAAACAACAAGGUGGCGACGACUCCACCUCGACCGAAUGAUCGCUUCGAACAGUUUCCAGCUGACGGAUUGGCCUCAGACGGUUCCGAUGGUUCGCUUCUUUCCGCGGGAUCCACAUCUGCCGACGAAAGUGACGUCAGUUCCGGUUCGUCCCUUUUAGACACCGCCGAACGGCAAUCAAGCGGCAGUGUGGACGAAGAUGAUAGCGCCUCAGUAACGACGGUGGCGCCAUCUGGCGAAGAAUCAAUGUCGCGAGACACGUCCAGCACGGACGAAGACAGCAGUGCGGCCCUAAGUGGCUCGUCGUUGAGUACGAACGAAUCGGAAAUCUCCGCUAGCAGGCAACAAUCGGAACCGGACGAAUCGGCCACCAGCGAGGACUCCACGGAGACACCCGUCGGAAAUGGUGUAGCUUCGUCGGAGCCUUCCAUCGUCGUUGCUAGUGCCAUUACGACGCCAGCACCAACGGUUGCCCCUCCGGAUCAAGUGUCCGAUUCUGGAAGUGGAAAUCUAAGCUCAUCUUCUGAGCUGCGCUCGUCGGACGAAUCUCAACUGUCGUCCUCAUCCGUCAGCAGUGCGCAGGAACAGAGUGAAAGUAGCUCCACAGCCGAGCAGGAUGGAGCACCGGAGCCAGAAAAAACUAACCCUGAGGUCAGAGUUGCUGAUGAAGAUGCUACGGCCAUUGCUACAGCCACUGGAGAUGCGGACGAACCCACAACGGUUCCUGCCAGUGCCCAGGCCGAACCCGAAACCGACACAUCAGCUCCCAGCGAUUCCAACAGUGGUCCAUCGGAUCCGGAACGUCCCGACCGCGAGCCUUUAGGCUUAAGUAGGUACACGGCACCAGCAAACACUUCCGAGGAUGGCGCAGAUUCCUCGAUCGAUGCCUCCGCUGCCAAGGACUCGUUGUCCGCUAAGGAUCUCACUACGGAGGACGUUUCAUCGACGGGCGUGACAAUACCAGCGGUUGUUGCCGAAUCAGAAGAUGCUUCCAAUGGAAUCGCACCCGAGCGAUCUGCUGAACGGUCACAACUUGAAAUUAACACCUUCGAAGUGGCCUCAAACGAGCUCGAACGCAACCAAACACAACGUGCCGUCAACGCAACCAACGCCGGUACGCUGGUGAGCCGUACCAAGAAGGGCAAGUUCCUGGACCAGUUUAACGAGGAAACGACCGAAGACAACGACAUCAACCUGCCAAACGGUGCGGCUUGGGCUCUGGCCGGUAUGCGCAUGGUUGACCGGAAGCAACCCGACGCUACGGAAGUGACGGCUGAGUCGGUGACGCGUGACGACAGCGAGAACGUGGUCGCAAACAACACGCUCAAGCAGCUGAUGGACUGGGCCAUGAUCAUGCAGGAGGCAGACUUCGCCAACAGCACGUUCGUGCGAUCGACGGUGGCGUCAGAUGAGCCUGGCACGGCGAAGGAUAGGCGUACGUACGCCAACAAGGCCCCAUCAGGGAUGGCCGAUGCUGAGGAUGGUCUAGGUGAGGAGAACCGGCUGCCGGGCGUGGCGACGGAGGUACCUCGAAUUGGAGAAGAAGCCGCUCCAGUUACUGAGGCGGAAGAUGCGAACGUUCUCGAUACGACGUUUGUGCCAUCGACUGAACAACCGGGCCGGGGCAGUUUGGAGCUGGAGGACUUCAAGUUUGAGGAUCGUCCUUCUGCUGGAACUGCCACCAGAGAAAACGUUGGGUCAAAUAUGUUGGCUACCACGACUCGACGCACGUACGCAGUGAGCGAGAACGUCGACGAGAGUGAACUAACGGCAGGUGGAACUCGGAUCCGGAACACACCGGAGUUGCGUGUCACGUCGACGACCACUACUCAGCGAUCGGACGUGAACACUGGCAUCUUCGAGGACGUUCCGGUGACGACGUACUCACCCGCGGCAUCCGGGAUCUUGCGGAGAACUGAGCAGACGACCCGACCUGUGCCUCUUACCACUAUGGUGCCUUUUGUGAGACGUCUCGUGACCACAACGGACGUUCCGAUGAGGGACAUCACUACGACGCUUUCACCAACGACGACUGCCGGUGCGGCACUCCGAGAGGAUGUAGCCACGAAGGCGUUGGAUCUGGAGGAAUCCACAGAUUCGUCCGAAGUGAACCGCAAUCUGUUGAACCGGACCGACGAAAGACCGCUUCCGGUGACGACUGUUGCUCCGGGAGCAAGUGUGACAACGAUGGUACCGAACCACCUGUCAUCGAGCGUGACACUGACGAACUCGGUGGAUAGUGGUGACUCCUCUCCUGGUGAGAACCUGAUAGGACAGGCCAGUGUCACUACGGAUCGUUCGGAUCAGACAACCACCGAGGAGAACACCGAAGAUGCCAGGGUACCGAUUGUGAUGGAAGACAAGCGCGUCUUCGAGACAACCACGACAACGGUUCCUACACCGACGACUACGCGGAUGGUGACAACUAGCACGCAAGCACAGACCACCUUCAACGCUGGGUCAAUCGCUGGAGCAAUGUCAGAGGCGUUUACCACUCGCCGGACGAUCGAUCGGUCAAUGACAACGACGGAGCUGUCGGAGGAAGAGUCGGUCACCGAGGAGGACUACAUCGAGCUGAACAACGCACCCGGAUCUUCCAGUGGACAGGGCGACCAAAAUCAGACCGGUCGCACGGAGCAAGAAGUGCCACGACAGACCAACGGAACGACGGAGCAGUCGCAGGGAGAACCUGCCGCUGAAGAGGACAACAGUGUCGUUGUAGCCGUGGUGGCCAGUAUCGUGAGCGUGAUCGUGGUGCUGCUGUUGAUUGCGGCUUUCAUGUACUAUCCGCCGUUGCAGAUCGUGUUCCGUAAGCGCCAGAACCAGGUUUCGUACGGCCAGAGGUGCCGCCCGGUCGGGUUGGACGCGUACAGUCUCGACAAUGUGUCCGUGUAUAACAGUGUACGCCGGAAGGGCAACACGGCACGGAUGUCCAAGCGCUCGUAUGGCAACUCCGCAUUUGAGGAUCCGAACUUCAAGACAAACCCGCUGACGGUGGCCGAGUUGGCCAACAUCAUCCACAACAAAACGGCCAUCUACGACGAGUUCAAGGAGAUCCCCAACGUGACGGCCCGUGCCGAUGAGGUGCCGGAAGGUUGCGAGGACAAGAAUAGGUAUGCCAAUGUGGUUCCACUACCGGAAACGCGUGUUCACCUGAAGCGUUUAAACGACGACGAAAAGACGGAGUACAUCAAUGCCAACUUCGUAAAGGGCCCGAAGGAUUCUGCCAACUACUACAUCGCCUGCCAGGCGCCGAUGGAGAACACGAUCAACGACUUCUGGCGCUUGAUCUGGGAGCAGAACUCGAAGGUGAUCAUCAUGGCGACGGAUCUGAGCGAGAACGGUGUUGAGAAGUGCGCGGAAUAUCUGCCUCCGUCGGUGGUUCUGGACAACAGCCGUACGUUUGGUGAUUUCCAGCUCACAUUGAAAAAUCGCGAAAACAAGGAGAAGUACACAAUCUCGACGGUGCACAUGCGCCACACGCCUAGCAACAAUCUGCGGGAGAUCAUGCACUUCUGGUAUCAGUGGCCGGACACGGGUGUCCCGAUCGACGAGUCUUCUAUCAUUGGCAUGCUGUUAGAGGCACGCACCUACCUCAAGCUGUCUCCCUCGGAGUUGGCCGAAUUCGCCACCAUCGCGGAGGAACCGGAAGAAUCGCCCAAAGCCGAGCCGCAGACCGCGCCAGGUGGAGCCGAAAAUGGCGCUAACAAUAACAACAAUAAUAACAACAACACCGCCAAUGGUACGGCCGGUGCGGGUAAGGAACCGAUUAGUAUCGUCAGCAAUGGUGGCACGAACACGAUGGACAAGCACAAGUCGUUGCAGCGAACUCAGGGACCGCUCACCGUACAUUGCUCACCGGGAACCGGCCGCACCGGGACACUGGUGGCAUGCGAUAUCGCACUACGCCUGCUUGAGGUUCCUCCACGGACGGUGGACCUACCGCAGAUCGUGUACUACGUGCGACGAGGCCGUGCCAGUGCUGUCCGAACACGGGAACAGUACGAGCUGGUUUACAGGGUAGCCAACGUGUACGCCACCAAGCUGACGGGACCGACCAUAGAAACAUAG
Anopheles nili is the source of this 4296-nucleotide messenger RNA. Its product is annotated as serine-rich adhesin for platelets. Gene Ontology annotation, biological process: protein dephosphorylation. Lineage: Eukaryota; Metazoa; Arthropoda; Insecta; Diptera; Culicidae. The transcript has 8 exons. The record is from RefSeq and is a predicted model, not a curated record. Gene Ontology annotation, molecular function: protein tyrosine phosphatase activity. Bases 1 to 4296 code for a protein of 1431 amino acids.